AUGCCGCUCAAAGACCUGCUCAGGAAGAAGGAGAAGUUGGACAAGGCCACACCGCUGUCACAGACAUUACCACAAGCCAGCGAGUUCACCUUUGUACGCACAGACACCCACACCGAAGAACACAUCGAACCUCCUGCGUUUGGAGACGAGCAAGAAGUCCCCCUUCCCGAACCGAGGACCCCUUCUGUGACAAGACGGUCAUUCGGACGCUUCCGCAAAAGUGUCAGUCCAUCCGCCUCAGACUCGUCUCCCGAGAAGGAAAGGAAGGAACAUAAAAGACUGUCCCAGCGUCUGCACCUGAAGAGAGACCGGUCGACCAGUGCCAGCUCGGUCAACCUACCGCCAAACCUUCCAAACCUUGACGAUACAUACAUCGAGCCUGGAGAUCGUCAGGAGAAAGAGGCGAAAUGGGAGGAACGUGCUACCAUAUUAGCUAGCCAAAUUCCUGUCGUGCCCUCACGACCAGACCCAGGAGACUUGCAGAACCCAGGCCUGGGGCCGGCAACGUCAUCCCCAGCACGUCCACGCAGCAUCAAUGACCCGGUCAGCGACUCCAACAUACAGACAGCGAUUCAGCUCCACGAAUCGGGCAACCUCGAAGAAGCCACCGAAAUGUUUGGCACCCUUGCGGACGCCGGCAACGUCUUAUCUCAGGUUCUAUACGGCCUGUCUCUUCGACAUGGCUGGGGAUGUCAACCAGAUCCCGCUCGAGCGGUCACCUAUUUGUCUGCGGCGGCAGCCAAUUCCGCCACCAUCGAGUCAGAUGCCCUGAAAGCUGGAAUGAAGAAGGGGGGACCGGCGAAGGGAGAGCUUGUGCUGGCCAUCUUUGAACUGGCAAACUGCUUCAGGCACGGCUGGGGUGUUCCCGUCGACAAAGUUGCGGCGCGGCAAUAUUACGAGACUGCAGCCAACCUGGGAGACACCGACGCCAUGAACGAAGCUGCUUGGUGCUAUCUGGAAGGAUUUGGGGGCAAAAAGGACAAAGUAAGUCAGAACUUUUAUUUCAAUCCUGCUGGAUGCUGGGGGCAGCCACAUGUACCCUGGAAGUUGACGACCACAAUGAAACCCAACAUUGAGACUGCCGUCACACGUGAUUGA
Capronia coronata CBS 617.96 is the source of this 1098-nucleotide messenger RNA. RefSeq lists its product as uncharacterized. Gene Ontology annotation, molecular function: protein binding. The transcript has a single exon. The record is from RefSeq and is a predicted model, not a curated record. NCBI's taxonomy places the organism in Eukaryota, Fungi, Ascomycota, Eurotiomycetes, Chaetothyriales, Herpotrichiellaceae. The coding region runs from base 1 to 1098 and encodes 365 amino acids.